AUGCAUUUUAACACGUCCAUCUGCCUUCAUCAUUUAACCUGUGUCCAGGGUGGUCAUUUCGAUCUGGCCGACCGGAUGUUCCACAGUGUUGGCGACGCCUGGCUGAGCGCUAGUCGACAGAACAUGGCGGAUGUGCGCGAGUUGAUACCUGAGUUCUUCUAUUUACCCGACUUCCUGGUAAACGCGAACCAAUUCGACCUGGGCACGAAGCAGAACGGAACUGCCGUCUCUGAUGUCGUUUUGCCACCCUGGGCUAAGGAGGAUCCCCGCGAGUUCAUUCGUAUUCACAGAGAGGUUCUCGAUCUGCCAUGA
Messenger RNA from Protopolystoma xenopodis, 312 nucleotides. The record is from the annotation of a GenBank genome assembly. Lineage: Eukaryota; Metazoa; Platyhelminthes; Monogenea; Polystomatidea; Polystomatidae.